Selaginella moellendorffii is the source of this 853-nucleotide messenger RNA. RefSeq lists its product as uncharacterized. The transcript is spliced from 8 exons. The record is from RefSeq and is a predicted model, not a curated record. Bases 17 to 763 code for a protein of 248 amino acids. NCBI's taxonomy places the organism in Eukaryota, Viridiplantae, Streptophyta, Lycopodiopsida, Selaginellales, Selaginellaceae.
GUUAGGGUUAGGAGCGAUGGCGAUGGUAAUCGGGCGGUCCAAGACAUUUUCCGUUGCGCGAAACGCUGUGAGAGCAUUCCAGGAUCCGAAGACGGGUGUCAAUUGUGUUCAGCGGGAUAACAACCCAACAAUGGCUUCUCAUACUUUCAUGGCGAGCACAGAGAUUAAGGGAGAGCCAGUGACAAUCAUACUUUCUCACGUUUACAGCGGUGAUCACUCGAAGGUUCUGCGGCUUUGUGAUUUCCGGCUUGCUUCCUUCAAGAGGCACCUCCAUCAGCUUGCCAAUGGGAUAAAUAUCAACAGUGUGAUGAGCCUCUACUCCAAUGUGGAGAAGGAGCUCCGUGAGCAUGUUACAAGGGACAUGCCGGAGAGAGAGGCGUAUUGCAAGACACUAGACAUUGAUCCUGAAAUAGAUAUAGACCCUGAUCCCAUAAGUACAGUCAAGGAAAAUGAUUGGCUUCCUCAUCUUUACACAACUCUGGUAGCCAUAUAUGAAAGCGGGAAGGUGGCUGUUGGUGGGCCAGGGGCGAUGUCGGUUGCUGUUGCUGGACAGAGGAGCUUAAAGGAGUUUUCAAGUUCUUGUGAGAGCUAUGCAACUCUGCAAUGGGGACAUCUAAAUCGUGAUGAGGUGCUGCUCAUAUCUGACAUUUUCUCUCGUGUACAAACCUCAUGGAACGCGGGGGAACUAGAGAUAGAUAACAUUUCCACUACAGCAGAGGAAGCCGAUCUUGGAACUUUGGCGAUUGUUGUCAUAUUUGUUUAGAUAAUAUAGGUUACCAUUAAGAACCAAUUUACGAGCGGCAUUAAGACAGCUAAAUACUAAAGCAUUUAUCUAGAUGUAUUUUUUGUUGAA